Messenger RNA from Gossypium arboreum, 2470 nucleotides. RefSeq lists its product as uncharacterized. Gene Ontology annotation, biological process: proteasome-mediated ubiquitin-dependent protein catabolic process. NCBI's taxonomy places the organism in Eukaryota, Viridiplantae, Streptophyta, Magnoliopsida, Malvales, Malvaceae. The record is from RefSeq and is a predicted model, not a curated record. The transcript has 12 exons. Bases 215 to 2245 code for a protein of 676 amino acids. Gene Ontology annotation, cellular component: cytoplasm; nucleus.
UCUAUUGCUUUUCGGGGGAAUUUCUCCUUUACCCAUCUCAAAGGCAAAAAGACCCCAAAAUAAAAACACGAUUUUCUUCUUUUUUUUUUAUUUUUUUUCCCCCGUAGAAAAAACUGAACAAAGAAUUUACAUUUUGCACGUUCCUUCGUCAUUUUUUUCCUUCUAUUUUCUUUCUCCUCUCAGAAACUUUCUCGAGAAAAUUUUAGCCAAACACAUGGACUCUUGGCCUGUUAACUGGGAAGCACUCGACGCUCUCAUCAUCGAUUUCGCCAAAUCAGAGAACUUGAUCGAGGACUCUUCGCCACCUUCUUCUCCUUCUCUUACCUCUUCUUAUCAUUCGAGGUUAAUCAUUCGUCAGAUCAGAUGGUCAUUAGAGGUCGGUAACAUUGAUGCUGCCAUUGAUAUCCUCCGAGUUCACGCUCCUUUUGUCCUGGAAGAUCACCGCCUUCUCUUUCGAUUGCAGAAACUGAAAUUUAUUGAGUUGUUGAGGAAAGGAACGAGGGACGAUCGUAUCUUCGCGAUUGAUUACUUAAGGAAGUCUCUUGCUCCUUGUGCUCUUAAUGCCUAUCCGGAAGCGUAUGAGGAAUUCAAGCAUGUUCUUCUUGCCUUUAUUUAUGACAAAGAUGAUCAAACUUCCCCUGUAGCAAAUGAGUGGGCUGAGAAGAGGAGGUAUGAGAUUGCUGGAUUAGUGUCUUCUGUUUUAAGAGCUCAUUUCCAUGCAUACAAUCCCAUCUUUUCAAUGGCAUUGAGAUAUCUGAUGAGCAUACAUAAAGGAUUUUGCUUGAGACAAGGACUUGUAUCACCCAUUUCAAAUCUUACUGAGAGAUUGUUGCUGGAGGAACGUGACUUCCCUGCAUUACCUCCAGAGAGUUUGUAUGAGGCACAAGUGUUUGAUGAGGUGGAUAUACAAGCCCUUGCACAUGCUGUAGAGCUUACAAGACAAGGAGCUAUUGAUAGCUUGAGAUUUGCUAAGGGUGAUCUGUUUCAGGCAUUUCAGAAUGAAAUAUGUCGAAUGAGAUUGGACGAUGCCAUGCUUGAUGAACUUGUUCGUGAGUAUUGUGUUUACAGGGGAAUUGUGGAGCCUGGAAUGCAAACCUCAUCUGAACCUUUGAAAGUUAAUCCACCAGAGUCUGGGUGUUGUUCAUCACCAGACUCUUCCAUUGAUGUGGAUCAUAGCACUGCUAAGCAUUCAAAUAGUGAAACUUCUGCUCUCACUGAUCUGAGUAGCAUGCAAGGAAUUGAUGUUGAAUUACGCUUUGCUUCUGAGCCCACCAACAAUCUCGAAGAUUGUAGUCCCAGCGGGUCACAUCAGUCUGAAAUUUCAAGUCUCUUGAGAAACAGAAGCAAGGGGACUGGUGAAAGAAGUAAGCGUAAGCGAUGGAGGGGAAGACAUGAUGAUCUAGAUUUUAUUUCUGGUGUUCAUUUUAAUCGAGACGGAAAACAAGAGGUUAGCGCUACUAUAUCAAAGGGAGUGGAAUGUACCAGUGCGGAAGAUAAAUAUGAAAUUGUUCUGCAGAUGAAGGAACUAGCUAGCAGAGGAAUGGCUGCUGAGGUUGUGGAGGAAAUUAGUACAUUGGAUCCUGACUUCUUUGUGCAAAAUCCUGUUUUGCUGUUCCAACUCAAACAGGUUGAAUUUCUGAAACUGGUUGGAUUGGGUGAUCAUUCUGGUGCUCUAAGGGUAGCAUGCUCCCAUUUAGGCCCCUUAGCCGCUCGUGACCCCAAUUUACUGAAGCCUUUGAAGGAGACUUUAUUAUCACUACUUCGUCCAAAUGAAGAAGCACUUGUGACAGGCUUGCCUUUACAUGCUCUUGCAACUUCACUUCAGGUUGCUUUCGGGAAGAGGCUCGGUAUUGAGGAGCCUCAGCUGAUGAGGAUAAUGAGAGCAACGCUUCACACACACUCUGAAUGGUUCAAACUUCAGAUGUGUAAAGACCGGUUUGAAAGCCUUCUGAGAAUCGAUUCUUUGAAGGAAAAUAAUACUCCCGUGUUAACUUCCUUGGCCACAUCAAAGUCAAAUAUCGAUAGUUGCACCCUCGGAUCUUCACAAGCUACUAUCUCUUCAACUACUGGUGUAUCAGAUGACAGCAGCAGUCCAAAUCAAGCAUCAUCACAAGAUGCUAUUUGUGACGAGAAUGCAAUACUUAAAGUAAUGGAAUUUCUGGCAUUGCCAAGGGCUGAUGCAAUCCAUCUUCUUGCACAAUACAACGGAAAUGCUGAGACAGUAAUACAGCAAAUAGUUGCAUAGAUAUUUUUGCAUGUAAUUUAAAACAGAGUAAUGGUAAGAUAUCUGAUUAUUUUUUGAGAAAUAAUUUUGGUUUAUUUAAUUGAUAUAUCGGUUGUAUAUAAAUAAUACAAAUUAAAAGCUGAUCAAGUGCAUUUAGUUUGCGGGGAAAAAAAGGGUUCAUCUUGUGAUUGGAUUCGGAAAAGUAAUUUUAGAUCUUUUUGGAAUAAAUUUGUGAUCAUUAAACAA